UCAUGACGGCUCCGGUCUCUAAUGGCUGAACAACAACAACUGUCGGCGAGUGACAAACUUUCGCAAACUUCUUCGGAGACAAAAGAAAGUUGGAUAUAGCGCAUUGUUUAGGUUGUAUAACAGUAUAGGGACGUUUGUCUGUUUUACUUAUCAUUACAAAUGUGGAAUUACUGAUGGAUUCGAGAUAUGACAUACCGCGGAGGGCCGCCGGUGGCGGCGGGGGCUCCGCGAACUCGUCCCCCGCUCUGGGGGCCCAGUCGCGCCGCAGGAAGAUGCCUCCCAGACCCGCUGAUUUCAAACUUCAAAUUAUCAUUAUUGGCUCCCGGGGUGUUGGUAAAACCAGUAUCAUGGAGAGAUUCACCGAUGACACUUUCUGCGAAGCUUGCAAGUCGACCGUAGGAGUUGACUUCAAAAUCAAGACGGUAGAGCUGAGAGGAAAGAAGAUCAGACUACAGAUAUGGGACACUGCUGGCCAGGAGAGAUUCAACAGCAUCACAUCAGCCUACUACAGAGGCGCCAAGGGAAUAGUGCUAGUGUAUGACAUCACAAAGCAGGAGACCUUUGACGAUCUGCCCAAAUGGAUGAAAAUGAUAGACAAGUAUGCCUCAGAGGAAGCAGAGCUUCUGCUGGUCGGAAACAAGCUGGACUGUGAGUCUGAUCGUGUCAUCUCCAGACAGCAGGGAGAAAGGUUUUCUUCUCGAAUAAGUGGAAUGCGCUUCUGCGAAGCUAGUGCCAAGGAUAACUUUAACGUCGAUGAGAUCUUCCUGAAGCUUGUGGAUGACAUUCUUAGCAAGAUGCCUCUGGAAGUUCCCAACAAUGAGCUUUCCAACAGCGUCCUGUCUCUGCAGCCUGAACCGGAAGUGCCUCCGGAGUUGCCGCCUCCCCGCAUGCGCUGUUGCUGAGAGUCAGAGUGGUCCCCCAUCCUAAACACACACACACACACACACGGACACAGACACACAUGCACACAGACACACACACUCAUGCAGAGUACCAAUCUGGCCACCAGGGGGCAGCAAACAGCAGCAGUUUGGAAUUGCUGACUGCUGAUGUAAGAUGCAUGGACUCUCUCAACAACCAGUAUUAUCUUCCCCUGUCUCUUCUCCUGUUUCGUAACUGUACACUAUGACAUGAACUACACUAACACUUAGGCCUGGUGAAUCUCCCACUUUCUACCACCCCUUCUGUCUACACUUGACCCAGACUACCUCAUUCCUUGGACCGUUAGGCUAGCUGUGCCCCACAGGUGCCUUCGAGGUAGAGAGCCCUCUGGUAGCAGUUGCACAUUUCACAUAGAGGGUGAUUACUGAGGGCCUUACAGCUUCCUGUUUUCUUUUAAAGAGUAGUCAUCACACAUACUGUACACUAAGUUUGACAUUGUCUGAGGGUCUGGUAUCUCUGCAUUCUCUAGCUUACAGAAAAGGGAUAACAAUAUCUUACGUCUCUUCGACUUAGUUAAAAUUCUGGAUCUAGGUACAGUAGUUUUAUAUUAAUAGAUAUUAUUACCAAGUGACGAGUUGACUUGAGGUAAACAAAAGCACAUGGUGUAAAUAUGGUGUGCUGCUGUAAUGACUGGACAAGGUGCAGGGUUUUUGCGGCCGGCAGUAGGUGGUUGCGUGGUGGUGGAUCAUAUCAGUUUUUAUUCCUUUGCCUUAAAGUGUUAAAGCGUUUGGAACGGCUCGUUUCACGUUUGUAUAAAUUGUAAUGUUUUGCACUACAAUCCAUCUUACCUAGUUAAGCUGACAUGCAGAAAACAGAAAGUACACGACUUGUAGUUUAGCGAGGAUCGAUGUUGCCUUGGUAGUGGCCGCUCUAAACUCCUCCACAAAAGUGGGAAGGAGACGCAAGGAAAGAUGGGUAAUGUAGUCUUUGAGGGAUUGGUGUUUUCACAGGGGCAUUCUCCAUGUGUGUUACUGGCUUUUUAAAGGAAGUAGAGACAGUGAGUAGCUAGUGCACACACACACACAUGGUUUUAGCCUUUGUUUUUGUUACUAAUAUUGCAAAGUGUUUUUUGUUUUUCCUCUGAAUUCAGAUACAGCUUAGAGAAGAUUUUUUUGACGUUCCCUUUCGGGAUUGAAAGCGCAGGAAGGUUUGUUUAGUAUUUGAAGGACUCAGGAAACUUUGAUCGGCUCGUAUCUGCUCAUUCUGAUGGGCUUUUAUCGCAGACUUGAUUUGAGUUUCAUAACAAAUUUAGAAAUCUUCUUAUAAAUUCUGCUUGAAGGGGAUGUUUGCAUUUUAUCUGAGGAGGUGAUCAGUUUUUAAUUAAAUGAUUGGGCAGUUUGUUACAGACCAGUAUGAGUGUAUCACAUCACUUGUACAUUUCCAAAAAAAAGCAAUGCAUGUUAAGCCCUCCUGUGUUCAGAGACAUUAACAGUCGUUUAAUUCUUCCGUCUUUUUUGUUAAAUUAAUGCAAUAUUGUAGCACUGUGAGUGUCUCUGUUUUGUUUUUACGUGUCGAAGUCUGAGGGUGAGGAAGGACGAGCCCAUUCAAAGGACCUGAUUUUAAAACAACCUGAACUGACUUACUCUUGGUUAAUUUUAUUUUUUUUUUGUCGAAGUUUAAUGUUAAAGUCGAGCUUCUAUGGACUUAAACUGGCACAUUAUGUAUUCUAACAAAUGAAGAGUUUCAUACCAAAACAAUAAAAUGGAAGAACUUUGCCGAUAAAACAGUUACUGACACCCAAGCACACACUGCAAUAAGAUUACCAGCCAGCAAACAACCAUACAAAUGAUCUGCAACGUCACAAAUGUUAUCACUUAUAUUUUGACAUGACAGACUUCUUUUGAUAUUGUUUUGUUGAAUGAAACCUUUCAUUUGUCCCCUCCCCCCUGACUUUUAGCAUUUGGCACUAACCCUGUGGUCUUUGUUUAAUUAAUAGCCAAGCCUUAUACUACUCAGUGUUUUAAAUAUACAUUUUAAGAAAUGCUCUUAUUUGAAAUGUGUAUCCUUUAAAGAUGGAAGACUGUACUUUGUAUUAAACCUGUUAUAAGUCUUUGAACAGUUUUGGCAUGUCUAAAGCAGAUUUGUGGUAUUUAUAACUUGUGGCAUUCUUGAACUAAUUAAAUGCAAUUAAAGAUAUCUAUAUUUAUUACCAGA
Messenger RNA from Epinephelus fuscoguttatus (brown-marbled grouper), 3096 nucleotides. RefSeq names its product RAB12, member RAS oncogene family (gene rab12). Gene Ontology annotation, molecular function: GTPase activity; GTP binding. Gene Ontology annotation, cellular component: plasma membrane; endosome; synaptic vesicle. NCBI's taxonomy places the organism in Eukaryota, Metazoa, Chordata, Actinopteri, Perciformes, Serranidae. The transcript has 6 exons. The record is from RefSeq and is a predicted model, not a curated record. The coding region runs from base 174 to 902 and encodes 242 amino acids. Gene Ontology annotation, biological process: regulation of exocytosis; protein secretion; cellular response to insulin stimulus.